Molecule: messenger RNA, 1803 nt
Organism: Ictidomys tridecemlineatus (thirteen-lined ground squirrel)
Lineage: Eukaryota; Metazoa; Chordata; Mammalia; Rodentia; Sciuridae
Source: RefSeq, a predicted model, not a curated record
AUGGGAAGCGCGGGGAGGCAGAAGGGAGUGAGGGAAGGGGCCACUCACUACUCAGGAGAUGGGGACCCGGGGAGGGGUCUGGGUUUGUGGUCAAGAAGACCCGGCUUCCCAGAGUUCUGCGUCCGCGUGGUCCCCUUGCCUCUCCUGAGCAGAGGUCUUCCCCCCCUCCCCCCGCCCCCCAUCUCGCACUCACCAGCCCAGGUAUUGGUCAGUGCCAGGGCUCCGAACAGCAGUAGGAGAAGGGCUCGGGGCUCCAAGGCUCUGAUCCUUCCUGUUUGGGGACAAUCAGUCCUGCUCCCUCCCUUUGUAUUUCAUAACCAGGAACCUAAGGCCUCCUUGACUGGCUUCUCUAUGAAUCCUACCCGCAAUAGGGGUUCUGGGGCCCUGUCACGAGUUCCAGGCAGAAGCAAAAAGGAGAGGAGCCGAGAACUGGUAGGUUUAUUGGAAGAGACAGUUUGUCCCAGAGAAGUGGGUCUUGGCUGGCCACGCGGGCACAGAGGUACAGUCCUGCAGACAUCAGCCGCUCCUGCAAGCGGCUCUCCCGGGAGGCCCAACUCUCGCUCUGCGAGCGGCUGCCCCACCCGCCUGGCUCUUAACCACGUGGGCCGCAGCUACCCGGAUCCACAGGCGGCUCCACGGCGGGUGCAGGAGUUCAGUCCCGCAGCCAGCACCCGCUUCUGCAAAGCUGCGCGGCCCGCCCCGCCUGAACCGGCAGGUGGCCUCCACCAUCCGGGCUCUCACAGGAGGCCCAUCUCUCGCUCUGCGAGCGGCUGCCCCACCCACCUGGCUCUAACCACGUGGCUGCAGCUACCUGGCUCCACAGGUGGCUCCACGGAGGGUGCAAAAGUCCAGUCGCCCAGCCAGUACCCCCUUCUAGGGAUAGAGAAUGUCCCUACAGUGGAUGAAUUUCUUUUACUCAGCCUGACCAGUAUUCAGGAGCUGCAGCCAGUCUUUGGGAGCUUCAUAAUUAUUUACCUGAUCAACUUGGGAAAUGGAGCGAUAAUAAUGAUUGUAAUUUUGGAACCCAAACUCCACUCCCCUAUGUAUUUCUUUUUGGGAAACCUUUCUUGUCUGGAUAUUUGUUAUUCUUUGGUGACACUGCCCAAGGUGCUUAUGAACCUGCUCUCCACUCGAAGGGUCAUAUCUUUCCUUGGUCAGCUACACUUCUUCCACUUUCUGGGAAGUACUGAGGCCAUCUUUCCAGCAGUGUUGGCCUUUGACCAUGUUGUGGCCAUCUGCAACCCAUUUCUCUACACUGUCAUCAUGAACCCCCAGCGUGUUCUGUUGGCAGCUGUGGCGUGGCUCAUUAGCUUCUUCUAUGCUCUGAUGCAUUCUGUCAUGACUGCAAGCCUGGACUUUUGCCAUUCUCUGAAACUCAACCACUUCUACUGUGAUGUGAAACCCCUCCUGAAACUGGCCUGCAGUAACACAGAACUCAACCAGUGGCUUCUUUCUGUUGUCACAGGGAGCAUAUCUACAGGAGCUUUCUUUCUCACACUCCUCUCCUACAUCAUUGGCUUCCUUGUGUUGAAGAACAGGUCCUGCAGGAUACUCCAUAAGGCUCUGUCCACUUGUGCCUCCCAUUUUUUGGUGGUGUGUCUCUUUUAUGGACCUGUAGGUUUUACAUAUAUUCUUCCUGCUUCAGCCACGUCCAUGAGUGAGGACCAGACAGUGGCUGUCAUAUACAGUGCAGUCACCCCAGUGCUGAAUCCACUGAUAUACACCCUUAGGAAUAAAGAAGUGAUGUUGGCUCUGAAGAAAAUCUUUGGGAGGAAGCUCUUUAAAGACGCUAUUAGCACCUAG